Molecule: messenger RNA, 645 nt
Organism: Bradysia coprophila
Lineage: Eukaryota; Metazoa; Arthropoda; Insecta; Diptera; Sciaridae
Source: RefSeq, a predicted model, not a curated record
AUGUCGACGAAUCUCCUUGUCCUAAACAGAGGCAAUAGGCCGACCUUUGUUAACGCAGUCAGGAAAGAAUGCAUUGAUGUGACGUUGGCGUCUAGCGGUCUGCUUGCAGAAUCCGUUCGCUCUUGGAGGGUUACUGACGAGGAAACUUUUUCAGAUCAUAAACUGAUCAGGUUUGACAUAAACGGUGGGCUUCCGCGCGGAGUACCAUUUCGUAAUCCGAGAAAGACGGACUGGGAUCUGUAUAGGCAACGGCUGGGGGAAAACCUGCAAGCUUUGCCGCAGGCGGAUAGGUAUCUGACAAGGGCUAGUCUAGAAGAGGCGAAUGAGAGGUGUACAGCCGCCAUCGUAGAGGCUUUUGAGUCUGCCUGCCCUCUUAGGAAUCCUAGACCACUGUACAAAAAUGGAUUGUGGAGUAAUGAACUUGACAAGAAGAAGAAAGAGCUGAGGAAAGCCUGGAAUCGGGCCGGUAAAUCGAACCGGUAUCAGGAAGAAAACAAGUCGAGGUAUAGGGAACUUCUCAAAGAGUACAACCAGGCCCAGGAAGAUCUGAAGGAAAGUAGUAAGAGAAAGUUCUUUGAGGAAGCUAACUCCAUUCCGAGCUAUGCCCGUAUACACAAGCUCUUGGCGAAGGAUAAAACGGCUCAG